Orussus abietinus is the source of this 951-nucleotide messenger RNA. Its product is annotated as mitochondrial import receptor subunit TOM40 homolog 1-like. Gene Ontology annotation, molecular function: transmembrane protein transporter activity. Bases 1 to 951 code for a protein of 316 amino acids. The transcript has a single exon. NCBI's taxonomy places the organism in Eukaryota, Metazoa, Arthropoda, Insecta, Hymenoptera, Orussidae. Gene Ontology annotation, biological process: protein import into mitochondrial matrix. The record is from RefSeq and is a predicted model, not a curated record. Gene Ontology annotation, cellular component: mitochondrial outer membrane translocase complex; mitochondrial outer membrane.
AUGGGCAUAGCGCUCGCGUCCUCGAACAGACGCGUCACGGACGACGGUCAGCCUUGCGUCGUCUGCAGCGAAGGCUCGCAGCCGGGGAACCCGGGCAGCUUCGAGGACAUUCACAAGAAGGUGAAGGACCUUUAUCCCCGAAACUUCGAGGGAGCCCGAUUAACCGUAAGAAAGUUGCUGAGCAGGCACUUCGACGUGUCGCACACGGUAACCCUGAGCUCGGUGACGCCCUCGGGGUACAAGUUCAACGCCUCCUACUCGGGCACGAAGAAAGUGGGUCUACACGAGCGGUACCCUCUGGUCAGCGGGGAUUUGAUGCCGAACGGAAACCUGAACGCUCGGCUGGUGCACACCCUCGGGUGUAGAUGCAGGUUCAAGUUCGCCGCUCAGGUCGCCGAGGGGAAGUACAAGGCCAGCAGCUCCUCCCUUGAGUAUCGCUCCGACGACUCCACCGUGUCCCUGACCCUAGCUAACCCGCACCUGAUGAAGCUGCAGGGCACCGUGGUCCUGCACUUCCUUCAGGCCAUUACUUCCAGGAUUACCUUGGGAGCCGAAGUCGCGUACCUCGGGGAACCCAGAGUACCCAAAGGCAUGCGGACCGUCGUGUCGGGUGCCUUCAGGUACAGCACCGGUCCCAUCACCCUGUCCACCACGAUCGGGAACGCCGGCGUCCAUGUUUGCUACCAUCGCAAAGCUAGUCAGCAGCUGCAGCUGGGCGUCGAGCUGGAGGCCAACUUUAGGACCCACGAGUCCGUUGGCACGAUAGUCUACCAGCUGGACGUGCCCCAUGCCGACCUCGUGUUUCGGGGAAUCGUUAAUUCCGAGACCUCCAUCGGAGCGGUUUUCGAGAAGAAACUUUAUCCCAUUCCAGAGUCCUCCUUGGUCAUCAGCGGGUUACUCAAUCACGCCAAACAACAGUUUCGCGUUGGGAUCGGACUCAACGUCGGCUGA